Messenger RNA from Anolis carolinensis (green anole), 6725 nucleotides. It is a transcript of the gene tdrd12, whose product is annotated as tudor domain containing 12. Gene Ontology annotation, molecular function: nucleic acid binding; ATP binding; metal ion binding. NCBI's taxonomy places the organism in Eukaryota, Metazoa, Chordata, Lepidosauria, Squamata, Anolidae. The transcript is spliced from 34 exons. The record is from RefSeq and is a predicted model, not a curated record. The coding region runs from base 121 to 4221 and encodes 1366 amino acids. Gene Ontology annotation, biological process: germ-line stem cell division.
GUGAGGGCAGCCUCCUCGUGCUGGACGAGACGCUGACAUUCGGGCAUUAGGGGCGGUUGGGGGCCACGCAUGCGCACGAGGGACGGACGUUGGCAGACUUGCAUAUAAAGCUAGAAGAAAAUGUUUGAAGUCUUUAUAAUAAAGAUUGAAAGCCCAGACUGCUUUUGGGGCAGCAUAAAAGGAGGUGGAAAUUUUGUAGACAAUGAAAUGGCAUAUAAAAAGCUUCAGUUUGAGAUGAAUCAGUUCUAUAAUCUAACACAUAGAGGCCUGGAUGAAGUCAAACCAUCAGUAUUGAAAGAGGGACAGGUUUGUGUUGUUUAUUCCCAGGAGGAGAACUCCUGGUGCAGAGCAAUUGUUGAAUCAAUAAUUUCAUGUACAGAUAAUUACCUGGCAGAAUGUUUCCUUGUGGACUAUGCCAAGAACAUUCCUGUGAAAGCAGAGAAGAUUUGUUGUGCCUUAGAAUCAUUUAUGAGAUUGCCCUACAGAGCACAGAAGUUUAGAUUAUACCAUAUAAAACCUGUAACAUUACGUGUCAACUACUAUACCAACAAUGCAGAGAUAGUUCCUGCUACUAAAUGGAAUAUUGCGGCUAUCCGGUAUUUCCAAGACCUCUUGGAUGCAGCUAGCCAGGUGGAGGCCAAGUUAUGUGCUGUUGAAGAUGACACUUUUGCUGUCUAUCUUUAUGUCACAAAAAGGGGUGAAAAGGUAUGUGUGAAUGAUGAUCUUGUUGCAAAGAACUUUGCUUCUUCUGAGAAGAAUGAGGAAAGAUCUAUUAUUAUGGAAGAACAAAACCAAGAAAUACUAGGUCUCGAGUCUGUCUCAGUGUCAGAGAUCAGUCCUGCACAUAUUCUAUCGCCAACAUCGCUGGAUAUCAAAGAACCCAAAGCUGUUGAAAUGUGUAAUGCUGUUUCUGAUGACUUUGAGAAAAGUAUAAUGAAGAUUCUACCAGAACCUGCCUCACAAAAUAGAGAUGUAAUGGUGGCAAUCCCUUCCCUGAAACCAGGUGUAAAAGUUUCUGUAACGGAACUGCAAACAGACAGAAGCGAAUUGAGGCAAGUUGCUACUGGUGUGAGAGAAUUAGCCCUCUUCAAAGACGUUUCCCAGGAAACACCCAGAUGUGUUACCACCCUGCAGGGGGCUUCUCUCAUGUCCCUGCAUGAAGCUAGGGCUGACAGAUGGGAGCUCACCCCGUCUCGAGGAUUCGAACCACCAACCUUCAGCACCUCAUUUAAGACAACUGCAAAUGCAAAGGAGAUAGAAGAAAGUCUUUACAACGGGAACACAAGCACGAAGUUUGAGCAGAGGAGUGCUACAAAAGAAGCAACGGAGAUCUCAGAUGAUAUCAGGCUUCUACAGUUUUUAAACCCUUAUCCUUUGAAAGCUGCUGAUGCAGAAGAAGAGACGGGGGAGCAUCAGGUGAAUCUCAGUGCACACUUCCCGGUUGUUCUUAGUCAUAAAAUCGCGCCAUGCACAUCUCUUGAAAAAGCACCAUUGUUUCCAGCUCUAAAACAGGAGCUCCUGAGGAAGAAAUUUGUGGGCCCUAAUCAUGUGCAAUCAUAUUCCUGGCCAGCAAUAGCCCGUGGCUAUGAUUCAGUAGUCAUCUGUCCUGAAAAUGACCCACUUAUAUAUCUUCUGCCAAUUAUUACAUUUCUGCAGUCAAGGAAUUGCUAUCUGUCCUUGCCAGCUAGGAAUGGCCCAGUUGCAUUAAUCAUAUGUACCAGGCAAAGGAAAGCAGAACUAGUUUUUGAGUUUGUGGAAAAAUACACUCAUUGUUCCAGGCCUCUUCACCCCUUAUUGCUCUCAGUGGGAAUGAAUAAAGAAGAAAUCAAGAGUGUGAGAAUUCCUAGAGGGUGUGAAUUAAUUGUAACAACCCCGUAUAGCCUUUUGCGGUUACUUGAGUGCCAUAGCUUAAUGUUCCUCAGGCUGUGUCAUCUUGUGCUUGAUGAAGCUGAAGCCCUAUUCUCUGAAGCUAAUGAUCAAGUAUUUAAUAUUUUAGAACAUUACAAAAGAAGCCUGAAUGAUGAAGUGAAGGAGUAUGUGCCCCAGCAAAUUGUUGCUAUUGGAAGUCGCUGGACCAAAAAACUGGAAUAUUUAACUAAAGAGUUCAUGAAUGAUCCAUAUGUUGUGAUCACAUCCUUGGAAGAAGCCGCAAUAUAUGGGAAUAUACAGCAGGUGGUACAGGUUUCCCUUGAAUGUAACAGAAUCUCCAUUUUACUUCAAACACUGGAUUUCACUCCUCAUAAUGCUCAGAAGACAUUGAUUUUCACCAGUUCUGUGGAAGAAACAGAUAAUAUUUGCAAGGCAGUAGAGAGCAUGUCAGUAUUUUGCUUGAAAAUGCAUUCAAAAAAUGGAUUUCAACUUGAUCAUGUUGUAGAGCAGUGGAACAAAAGGUUUGGCUCUGGCACACAUGCUGUAUUGGUUUUAACUGAUGACUGCAUGCCAGCCUUAGGAGUUACAGAUGCAACGUGUGUCAUUCAUUUCAGUUUUCCUACAUCUCCAAGAAUCUUUGGUGCACGCUUAUACUGCAUGUCUGAUCAUUUCCAAACCUCUAUGGAAAAGGUUUCACCUCUAGCAAAAGAGCAACCAAAGGCCAAAUCCAUAUUGUUGUUGACAGAAAAUAGUGCAUGGCAUACUGUUGGUGUAUUAGAUUACUUAAAACGUACAGAAGCCAACAUUCCACCUGAAUUACAUGACUUUACAUCUGGAGUGCUGGAUGCCAAAGAAAAUUGUAAGAGUGGGAAGCCUUUUUGUCGCUACCUGAAAGUGUACGGCUUUUGCAAGGAUAAAAAACGCUGCCCUGAUAGACAUCGAAUUAGUUUACAAGUAGAUUUCCCCAAAGGAGAGAGAAAUAGCACUCAGCCAACAGCUGGAAACGUAACUAUCCUGCCUCUGUUUAUCGUGGAUGCUACAAACUACUUCGGCCGCAUAGUAGAUAAAACAAAGGAUCAAUAUACUGCUCUAGAAAAAGAGAUGCAUCAAUAUUAUAAGAAAUCCAGUAAUUGCAUCUCUGUUAGUUUGGUGGAAAAGCUUGCCUUAUAUGGAGUACAUGAGAAAAAUUAUAUUCAUAGGGUUCAGGUGUUACAAAUUGCACCCAAAGAAGGGAAAUGUGUGUUUUAUAGUAUUCAUGUCAAGUAUAUAGAUGAAGGCAGAACUGGCCAAGUUCAAAAUUAUCAGUUGCUUUCUUUACCGGAGCAUUUUCAGGUGUUGCCUCCUCAAGCGGUGGAAUUCAUUGUCUGCCGUGUGAAACCCAUUGAUAAUGAAGCAGAGUGGAACCCAAAGGUGAAUAGAUACAUAAACCACAAGAUCAAAGGACAACUACAUGAAGCAAAAAUAGUACAUACUCUAAACAAUACGAUUUGGGUGGAUCCAGUGGUUCGAGUCACCAAACUUCCAGAUCUGAAAACAUAUAUAAAUGAAUACAAUAUUCGCUCUGAAAUCCUAGCUACCGGUUUUGGAGUCGAUAAUCCUGAGCACAUAUGUGAACUCCAGAGGUUGUUUAGAGAAGCAGAAAUAGCCUUUGAGAAAAAAGACAUGCCUGCAUUAAACGGUCCUCUGAAAGGUGAAACCAGUGAGCAGGCCACAUGGGCUUCACUCAGCAUCUUUGACCAGACUACUCCCAACUCACAGACCACUGAGGAACCGGUCCUGCCCAGUGUACAGAAUACAAAAGAGAAAGAUGCUGCUAUUAUCAAGGAGAGCGAUUCUCAAGUAACUUUGCCAAACCACUGUAAUGGAAUGGUUCAACGGGAGGAAGGACAUCACUCUCUCCAACCUGCUGAUGCAUGCUUGCAUCCAGCAAUAAAGUGGUUUGAAAAAGAAGAUGUGGUUGUUCUGAAGAUAAAAGUGCAAAACAUCACUAAUCACGACUGCAAGUUUUUUACACAGAGGAUAAUGUUCAGUGGUUCUGCGGAAGGCAAGUUUUAUUUGGCUGAUCUGGAACUGCAAGAAAACAUUGUUGAGGAAAAAUCCAGAUGUGUCCUUCGAGGCAAUGAGGUGGUUGUUAGCCUUGCAAAGGAGAAGAAGGGAUCUUGGUGUCGUUUGCUGAAACAGAAGAACCCACAUGUGUCUUUUGAUUUCGAUUACCUGGAAGACGAUUCUGAAGAAAGUGGUUUCCCUAUUUCUGAUCCUGAGGGAAUGUUCAAAGCUUACAGAAUGUCAUGGGAACUGGAACAAGAAUCCUUUGAUGAAAGCGAGACAGAUAGCGAUGCAUCGACUUGUUAAUCCCGAUUUGGAAUUGAAGAUCUGGAUAUCGUAUUUCACAUAAUGAAAAGAUAAUUUUAGAUUUUACAACGGGCAUUUAAACUUUGUCAGUUGAAACAGUGGGUGUCAUUCCCGUAAGUGGUAGAAUCUCAGCUUUUCAGUCAUCAGGAAAAGUUAAGGAUUUUGAAAAAGUCAAGCGAUUGGAAAUAUUUGCUCUUUGACAAAUGUCAUAAAACUGUAAUCCUUCAAAUGUUUAUUUGGAAAUGCGUUCAACUAGUUGCCUUGAGAUUUAAUUUCAUGUAGGCAAAAGGAAGUGUAUUUAGUUAAGAAUAAUAGCAGUAACAGCACACUGUAAUGGAAAUACCUUCGGUAGGUAAAUAUAUUAAUUAAUAUUGGCUGAUAUUCACAAUCGCAAUUUCAAAUGAAUUGCUUGGAGUUACACAUCCAUAACUGAUUUGUAUUCACAAUUCUUUUUAAUUCAGUUGGGUAGGAAUAUUAGAUAUAUAGUAUGUGCAGAAAAUCUUUUGUGUUCAGAAAAUGAGAAGAUUUGAUUUGUUUGAAACCUGUUUGGAGAAAAGAUUUCAAGUUGUGUAAUGCAUUUGUUGUGCCAGUCUAAACAUCUCAGGCCCCUUCUACACAGCUGUAUAAAAUCUACAUUAUCUGCUUUGAACUGGAUUAUAUGGCAGUGUAGAAGGGGUCUCAGUCUCCUCCUUGCAAGAUGAGAAGUAACACUAAAAAUAAAUCUCACUUCCCUUGAAAUCUUACAAUUGGAAGCUGAUAGUGAAUUACAUUCAGAACAUGUACAUAUUCUCCUGGAUUGGCACAAGAUUGCAAUGACACUCCUGGCCUUGGAGUAAAUGGAAUUGUUACUUUAUCCUCCUCAUCAGUAGUCCUUUGCAUGUUCCUCACUCCUACAGAGUAGCUACACAAAUCUAGGAACUUGCUAAAUCUCCUGUUGCAUCUCUGCAUAGUAGAAAAGGGCCAUAGUUAUGAAGAACUGAUAGAACUACAAGUUAUGUUAUAAAAUCCUCCAAUUUAUCUCUCAUUAAUUGACACCGACGGGUGCCUAAAGCAACUUAAGAGUUCUGUUUUCUUCUAGUAUAUUGAUACAUCCGUAUGUUAUAGUUUUCUCUCAUUUGACCUACAGUAAAAGAAUGUUCUUCAAAUUUAAACCAGUAUUGGAUAAAAACUGACUUAAACUGCUGCUUCACAGCAUAAUAUACAUUUAAGUGAUUUAAAAGCAAUGUGUUGUCGAAGGCUUUCAUGGCUGGAAUCACAGGGUUGUUGUGUGUUUUCCGGGCAAUGUUCCAGAAUACUUCUGGAACUUCUGGAAUAUGGCCAUACAGCCCGGAAAACACAAAACAACCCCGAUUUAAAAGCAAUUUACUGAUGUUCUAUGGUUUUCAAAGAUGGCUGCAAUAAUGGGGAAAUUAUAGAGACUACCGCCUGACAUGUGUAUACAAAAUGUAUUGUAAGACUACUUUUGAGUCCGUGGAAGUAUUGGGGAUGGAAGAGUAUCUUGCAAUACUUUUACCCUAAGUCAGGUUGCUAGUCCUGGCUAGUGGUGCACCUACACUGUAGAAUUAAUGCAGUCUGACCACAUCAUCAUAGCAGUUGUAGUUUUACAAGGUAUUUUGCUUCUCUGCCAAAAAAUGCUGGUAUGGACUAAAGUACCACUUCCAGAAUUCUAUAGUCUUGAGCCAAGUGAUAUCAGUCUGCAUUAAUUCUACACCUUAAGUGCACCCCGAUUGAAGAAUUGGGGUUUAUUUAUGUGUUGACUUAUCCGUUCAGCAAUUGGUUGAUUUACUUUAACUGGGACUAACUAACAGAAUGUCAGCCUAUUUUCUUCAACUGUGCAAACUAUCUAUCACAGGCUUGGGCCAACUUCAGCCCUUCCGCCAAGUGUUUUGGACUCCAACUCCCACAAUUCCUAACAGCUAGUAGGCUGAAGUUGGCCCAUGCUUGAUUUAACACUUCUCCCACUUUGAAUGUUUGGAUUCAGCAUAGUCUAUCAGUCAAAUGUUAGGAAGAAAGGGCUGUUAUACUAUUUUUUCCCCACAAUCGCAAAGGGUCAGUUUACCUCUUUAGUACAAGUCUGAGUACUUUUCAUUUUAAGCCUUGAGAAAACAAUGCCAGUAUCUCAUUUCUAUUUUCUUAUUUGGCUCGUAGCACCAUUUAGGUGGCGUUACAAUUUCACUGUGUUUUAAAUGUGUUUCAUUAAUGUUACUGUUUAUAGUUCCAUUUCUCCAUUUUGUUUUACGUUACUUAGUUUCCUUGUUAUUAAUUUCUUUCUUUCUAUAUCUUAUGUAUUGUGUUUACUCGUGUUGUGAGCCACCCAGAGUCCUUUCAGAGAGAUGGGGCAGAUAUAGAAAUAAAGAUUAUUAUUAUUUCACAAAAUCCUGUUGGGAGUGUGUACUAAUGAAAUGAAACCGUAUUGUAAUUGUUGUUUUCUUUAUAAUUUCAUUUUCCAUUUGAUCCGUUAUGGCAAAUCAUUAUGAUAAUUAAAAAAGCAUUCUUCAAUCUUC